GUGUCCAUCCCUGGUUUUGACCACGUGUCCUUUGUGUCCUCCAGUCAGGAUGUCCAUCACUAAGAUCCACGCCAGGGAGAUCCUGGACUCCAGAGGAAACCCCACAGUAGAGGUGGACCUGUGGACCGCCAAGGGUAUGUUCAGGGCGGCCGUCCCCAGCGGAGCGUCCACCGGCGUCCAUGAGGCUCUGGAGCUCCGUGACGGAGACAAGGCCCGGUACCUGGGCAAAGGUACCAUCAAGGCUGUGGAUCACGUCAACAAGGACAUCGCCCCCAAGCUGAUCGAGAAGAACUUCAGCGUCAUCGAGCAGGAGAAGAUCGACAAGUUCAUGUUGGAGUUGGACGGAACCGAGAACAAAUCUCAGUUCGGUGCUAAUGCCAUCCUGGGCGUGUCUCUGGCCGUCUGUAAAGCCGGCGCUGCAGAAAAAGGCGUUCCUCUGUACCGACACAUCGCAGACCUCGCCGGACACAAGGACGUCAUCCUUCCUGUCCCUGCCUUUAACGUGAUCAACGGAGGCAGCCACGCCGGAAACAAACUGGCCAUGCAGGAGUUCAUGAUCCUGCCAGUAGGAGCCGCCAACUUCCACGAAGCCAUGAGGAUCGGAGCUGAGGUUUACCACAACCUGAAGAACGUCAUCAAGGCGAAGUACGGGAAGGACGCCACCAACGUGGGAGACGAGGGAGGAUUCGCCCCCAACAUCCUGGAGAACAACGAGGCUCUGGAGCUGCUGAAGACGGCCAUCGAGAAGGCCGGUUACCCCGACAAGAUCAUCAUCGGUAUGGACGUGGCCGCCUCCGAGUUCUUCCGCAGCGGAAAGUACGACCUGGACUUCAAAUCCCCUGACGACCCCUCCAGACACAUCAGCGGAGAGCAGCUGGGAGACCUGUACCGCAACUUCAUCAAGAACUACCCAGUCCAGUCCAUUGAGGAUCCAUUUGACCAGGACGACUGGGAGAACUGGACCAAGUUCACUGGAUCUGUGGACAUCCAGGUGGUAGGAGACGACCUGACAGUGACCAACCCAAAGAGGAUCCAGCAGGCGGUGGACAAGAAGGCCUGCAACUGUCUGCUGCUCAAAGUCAACCAGAUCGGCUCCGUCACAGAGUCCAUCCAGGCGUGUAAACUGGCCCAGAGCAGCGGCUGGGGCGUCAUGGUCAGCCAUCGCUCUGGAGAGACCGAGGACACCUUCAUCUCAGACCUGGUGGUCGGACUCUGCACCGGACAGAUUAAGACCGGCGCCCCCUGCAGAUCAGAGCGUCUGGCCAAAUAUAACCAGCUGAUGAGGAUCGAGGAGGAACUCGGAGACAAGGCCAAGUUCGCCGGUAAAGACUUCCGCCACCCGAAGAUCAACUAAGGCCACGCCUCUGUCGCCGUGACGACUGUCUGACACCCGACGACCCCUGAAGUCUCCCCUCCUGAGGCUGGGGGUGAGAGGUCAGGGGUCACGGCGGGUUUGAGCCCGCCCCCCCAACAGUGAUUCCAUUGAAGAUGUUUUCUAUAAAAACACAAAGAUUCAAUAAAGAAUAAACAAACAGACUGU
Messenger RNA from Sphaeramia orbicularis (orbiculate cardinalfish), 1540 nucleotides. RefSeq names its product enolase 3, (beta, muscle) (gene eno3). The transcript is spliced from 13 exons. The record is from RefSeq and is a predicted model, not a curated record. Gene Ontology annotation, cellular component: phosphopyruvate hydratase complex. Gene Ontology annotation, biological process: glycolytic process. Gene Ontology annotation, molecular function: phosphopyruvate hydratase activity; magnesium ion binding. Lineage: Eukaryota; Metazoa; Chordata; Actinopteri; Kurtiformes; Apogonidae. The coding region runs from base 50 to 1354 and encodes 434 amino acids.